Ogataea parapolymorpha DL-1 is the source of this 939-nucleotide messenger RNA. RefSeq names its product putative reductase 1. The record is from RefSeq and is a predicted model, not a curated record. Lineage: Eukaryota; Fungi; Ascomycota; Pichiomycetes; Pichiales; Pichiaceae. The transcript has a single exon. Gene Ontology annotation, molecular function: aldose reductase (NADPH) activity. Gene Ontology annotation, cellular component: cytosol. Bases 1 to 939 code for a protein of 312 amino acids.
AUGGCUUCUAUUUGCACAAAGACUCAAAAGCUCAACACUGGCGCCUCAAUCCCUUCAGUUGCCCUUGGAUGCUGGCAAUCGUCUCCGGAGGACACAUACACUUCUGUUUUGGCCGCAUUAAAGGCAGGCUACAGACAUAUCGACACAGCUCAUGUGUACCGCAACGAGGCGGACGUGGGCAGAGCCAUCAAAGAUUCGGGGGUUCCUAGAGAAUCGCUGUUUAUCACUACCAAGCUCUGGAACACCAACCACAGAGACCCAUUGGCUGCUCUGAAUGGCUCGUUGGAGAGACUAGGCAUGGAUUACGUCGACCUGUACCUGGUGCACUGGCCUGUUCCCUUUGUUAAACCUUCGCCAGACGCCAAGGAUCAAUGGUUCCCGAAGGAUCCUAACAAUCCAGAAAAGUUCCACAACGACAAAGAUUGGGACUUCGUCAAGACGUGGGAACUGGUGCAACAGCUGCCUAAGGACAAGGCCCGGGCCGUGGGCGUGUCCAACAUGUCCAAGACAAAUUUGGAGAAGUUGCUGGCUGCGCCAACCACCAAGGUCGUUCCUGCAGCCAACCAGGUUGAAAUGCACCCAUUUUACCCGCGCCACCAGCUGCUCGAGUACUGCAAGCAGAAAGGCAUUGUUGUGGAGGCGUACUCGCCGCUGGGCAGUGCUGGGUCGCCGCUACUUAAGGACGAGGACAUUAUUGCACUCGCCGACAAGAAGGGCAUUUCUCCAGCCUGUCUGCUUAUCUCGUGGGCACUACACAGAGACACUGUCGUGCUGCCAAAGAGCGUGACUCCGUCGCGGAUCGAGGCCAACAUCAAGGUCGUCGACCUCGAUGACGAGACCGCCGACGCCAUCUCGGCACUCUACAAGACCAAGGGUAGAAGAAUUCUCAACGCAGACUGGGGUGUUCCCGUCUACAACGACGAGGAAGACAACUUUUAG